AUGGGGAGGCCGCCGUGCUGCGACCAGGCCGGGGUGAAGAAGGGGCCCUGGACGCCGGAGGAGGACCUCGUGCUCGUCUCCUACAUCCAGGACCACGGCCCGGGCAACUGGCGCGCCGUGCCCACCACCACCGGGCUCAUGCGCUGCAGCAAGAGCUGCCGCCUCCGCUGGACCAACUACCUCCGCCCCGGGAUCAAGCGCGGCAACUUCACCGACCAGGAGGAGAAGCUCAUCGUCCACCUCCAGGCCCUCCUCGGCAACAGGUGGGCGGCGAUCGCGUCCUACCUGCCGGAGCGGACGGACAACGACAUCAAGAACUACUGGAACACGCACCUCAAGAGGAAGCUCAAGAAGAUGGCCGCCGCCGGCGAAGGCGGGCCGGACGCCGCCGCGGCCGCGCCCAAGGGGCAGUGGGAGCGCCGCCUGCAGACGGACAUCCACACCGCGCGGCAGGCGCUCCACGACGCGCUCUCGCUGGACACGUCGUCCACGCUCCCGACAGGGCCACAACAGCCGCAGCCGCUGGCGGUGGCGGCGGCGCCGAAGGCGACGUACGCGUCCAGCGCCGACAACAUCGCGCGGCUGCUGGAGGGCUGGAUGCGGCCCGGGGACGGCGGGUGCAAGGCUUCGUCCUCCGGGUCUCCGUCGGCAGGGUCCGUGUCCGGCGACGGCGCGUCGGCCAGCCACUGCGGCAUGGCGGCGGCGACACCGGACGGCUCCGCGGUGACGAGCAGGACGGAGGACGGCCGCGCGCCCGCCGCGGCGCCGGUCCUCUCCACUCUGGAUUGGAACUGGCUGCUCGAUGACGGCAUGGGACAUGGCGGUGUGGGGCUCGUGGACGUGCCACUCAGGGACCCCGGUCACUUCUUCUGAAGAAACAAGCCAAUCAUGCAGUAGAUCGGGGUCCUUGGUAGUAAUCCAGAUCAUCACAACCUCGUGUCGGUCUAGUUUGGUUUAUCUAGCUUCUGCUUCGUUCUGUUUUAGGGUUUGGAAUACUAAUCAUAUAUAUGUGUCUAUACUAAUCCAUGGUGGUGACUGGAUGAAAGGUAACGAUUCAGUCCUGAAAUAGAUGGAGGUGGC
Molecule: messenger RNA, 1080 nt
Organism: Lolium rigidum
Lineage: Eukaryota; Viridiplantae; Streptophyta; Magnoliopsida; Poales; Poaceae
Product: myb-related protein 306-like
Exons: 3
Coding region: 1-873 (290 amino acids)
Biological process (GO): response to auxin
Source: RefSeq, a predicted model, not a curated record